Ichthyophthirius multifiliis is the source of this 1641-nucleotide messenger RNA. RefSeq names its product tubulin-tyrosine ligase family protein, putative. Gene Ontology annotation, molecular function: protein-glycine ligase activity, initiating. The record is from RefSeq and is a predicted model, not a curated record. Gene Ontology annotation, biological process: protein polyglycylation. The transcript has 4 exons. Lineage: Eukaryota; Ciliophora; Oligohymenophorea; Hymenostomatida.
AUGUAAUAAAUAAGGGAAAAUUAACAAAAUGAUGCCGAAUAUAACGAUUUGGAAGACGAGAACGAUCGAGAACAGGAAAAAUAAUAGCAAGCAAAUACUAAUAAUUAAAGGAAAGAGUUAAUAUCCCCAGAAAUAAUUGCAAAUUGGAAAAAAAUAAGGGGAUAUCCUCCAAAUUAAAAAGUAUAUAUAAUUUUAGGGCAAUAUUAGGACUUAAGAAAUUAUUUGAAUUCCGAAGGAUGGAUAGAAAACGAGAAUUAGGAAAGCUUAAUUUUUGAUUUAAAAUGGGUAACAAAAAUGAAAGAUGUGGACCAUGUAUAAUUAUUAGAUUAAUAAAUAACGAAUCAUUUCGAAAAAAACUUCAAUUUAACAUCGAAAAAUGGUCUUGCGAAGAAUUUAAGAAAUUUAAUUCAAUCCGAAAAUAUAGACUUUGAUGUUUUCUACCCAAGAUGCUUUGAUUUAGGAGAUGUAUAGGAAUUUGAAGACUUUGUGGAAGAAUUUAAGUUUUCUCACGCCGAAAGCGUGGUUAAAUAAUUUGUUUAAGAAAAUAAAAAUAGUUAAACUGAAUUUAAUUAAUUUUAGUUAAUAUAGGUGUUAGUUGCUGUUUAUUCUUUAAUUAAAAAAACUAAAUCAAUUCUUUAAAAAAUAAAUGAAAUUGUAUAUAUAUAUACAUAUAUAUAUAUUAAUAUAUAUAUAUUAUAUAUUUAUAUAUUUAUUUAUUAUUAUUUUUUAUAUUAUUAUUACAUAUAUUAAUAAUAUAAAUUAAUCAUUUUUUUAUAUUAAUUAAAUUAGAAAAAUAAUUAAGUUCCUAUUAUUUCUGCCGAAGAAUGGAAAAUUAUAAAUUAUUAAUGCGAUUAUGUUUAUAUAAGAAAAAAUUAAGACCUUUGUUUUAAAAUAUUUUAAAAAAUAUAAGAAGAAUUAGGAAUUACUUAAGAAAAUAUACUUGAAGAAUGUCAUAAAUAACUAGAAAAUCUGAAAAAUUACGAUAUAUAAACACAACUAAACAAUAAAAAUAUGUGGAUUGUCAAACCUGCUGGACUUUCCAGAGGAAGAGGCAUUCGAACUUUUUAAUAACUAGAACCACUUCUUAAUUACGUUAUUGGAAAAAAUGUUAAUUGGGUAGCUUAGAAGUAUAUGGAAAAUCCUUUAACCAUAAAUAAAAAAAAAUUUGAUAUUAGAUAAUGGGCUUUAGUAAGUGAAUGGAAUCCUUUAUAAAUAUUUUUUUAUGAUGAAUGCUAUAUUAGAUUAUGUUUUGAAGAUUAUACAGCAGAUAAUUUAGAAAAUAAAUUUGUUCAUUUAGCAAAUAAUUGCAUUUCUAAGUAGGCUGAAGGAUUUUAAGAAAAAGUAAAUGAAACUAUGAUGUGUUUAGACGAUUUUAUAGAAUAUAUAAAAAAACAAGAAAAUGGGAGGGAUUUCUAUAAUGAAAAAAUAAAAAAAUAAAUGCAAAAUAUUGUAAUUAACUCUAUAAAAAGUUGCAAAGAUACAAUGAUUAAUCGAAAAAAUUCAUUUGAAAUUUACGGAUAUGAUUUUAUGGUUGAUGAAAAUUAUAAUGUUUGGCUUCUAGAAGUUAAUUCAAGUCCUUCAAUGGAGCAUUCUACUAGAUAAUAUAAAAAAAUAUAAAUUUCGUAAAUAUAUAUGAAAUGA